CUCACAUAUAUUUUUUUAAUGGUGAACUGUGAACGUUUUAUACAUUUAAAUUAUGAACGACUACACGCUUCUUUCGGCCUUUUAUUAAUUUGAACCAUGUACCAUUCUUACUUGACACGAUACAGAAACAAGUACUGUGGAAGUUUUGUCAAAAUUGAGGUUUAAAUGAUAUUAAAGGUUUGAGUUGAUUAGAACUAAAUCAAUCCAUCGGCAGUGUACACUCGAUCCAGUAUCCAUUUUCAUGGGCCUUGGUCUUCGCACUUAAUCACUCAGAUAUUCACCUUUUGAAAAUUGAGGCUACCACUCUUUACCCUUAAUGUAGUUGAUGCAAUUUUAAUAAAUCAUUGUGUUUUUAAAUUAUCUUCAGCAAUGGCGGACGCAGCAGCAGCACCAGCCGGUGAUAGCCCGAGGGGUGGAUUCCGUGGUGGCUUUGGAGACAGAGGCCGGGGUCGUGGACGUGGUAGAGGCCGUGGUCGUGGUAGAGGCAGAGGACGUGGUGCUAAGGAAGGGGACAAGGAAUGGGUACCAGUAACCAAACUUGGUCGUCUAGUGAAGGAUGGCAAAAUUAAAUCAUUAGAGGAAAUUUACCUUUUCUCUCUCCCCAUUAAGGUAUUUCAAAUCGUUCAUUUAUUCGUUUUGCUUGAGCAACCCUAGACUUAAUUCCCAGAAUUUAUGUCUGUCUUAACACAGCAGCAGUUGAAGACUCUUUAAUUUGUAUACAAUUAGUUUUUUGUUUCACAAAAGUUUGUAAAUGUUCUGUCCUAAUCUGAUUAUUACAGCUUGAAGUGAAUUGACUGACUGUCCUAGGUUGAAGUACAUUUGUAUAUAUUUCACUCAUUGUUGCUCUAAUUUAACAAAAGUGUCUAUUUUCUAUCUUAUUUUGUUUUUAGGAAUGUGAGAUCAUUGACUUUUUCCUGGCACCAGGCACUCUUAAAGACGAGGUCCUCAAAAUUAUGCCUGUCCAGAAACAGACUCGUGCUGGUCAAAGAACCAGGUUUAAGGUUUGUUUAAUCCAUAGGCAAAGACAUCAAUUAAGCGUUCACUGAAAUAAAAAAAAUUUAAUGUUUAACUUUGCCAUUGUUUUCAAGAAAUAACAUUUCUAUUAUUAAUGCUUCCAUAAUAUAUUUUCCUUAGGCAUUUGUAGCCGUCGGUGACUACAAUGGCCAUGUUGGUUUGGGUGUAAAGUGCUCUAAAGAAGUGGCCACAGCCAUCCGAGGAGCUAUCAUCCUGGCCAAACUAUCUGUUAUUCCUGUUAGAAGGGGAUAUUGGGGUAACAAAAUUGGAAAACCUCAUACAGUACCCUGUAAGGUAAGAUUCUCACAAUGUGGGCUAAUAAUUUCCGUAUAGACCUAUGUUUUUUGUUGUUUUUUAAUUUAUUAUAGGUACCAGUACAUGUACUAAUGUGGAGUCUUUUUCUUAAAAAAAUAUAGUGAGGUAUAAAAGCAAUGCAAAAUUUGCUCACUUUUUACUUUUGUGGUGGUGAAUGGUCAAUAAAUCUGCCAGAAUCCCAAUGUUCUGAUUGUAACUAAUUUGAUUUUAAAUCCUGCUUAGUAAUGAUGCAUUAUUAUGUAACCAAGUGUUGCUGAUUUUAUUUUUGGUCUAGAUUUGUUUCCAAGGUGAUCACUGGUUGUUCCCUGAUUAGUACCAGUUCCAAAUCAAUCAAUUCGUGAAUUAUUUUAUGUUUAACAGGUUACUGGAAAAUGUGGCAGUGUAUUAGUGCGUCUAAUUCCUGCUCCUAGAGGAACUGGUAUUGUCAGCGCUCCAGUUCCAAAGAAGUUGCUCACUAUGGCUGGUAUUGAGGAUUGUUACACCUCUGCCAGUGGAGCUACCUCCACUCUUGGAAACUUUGGUAAGAUUUUAAAUGAAUGUCAGUUUCUUCCUGUAUCGGUAAUUAAAUGUUGUCUGUUCACUAUUUAGGGCUCAAUUCAGUUCUUUCUUGGAAUUAUGAAAUGGAUAUAUUAGCAAUUUAGAAAUUUGAGACAAGUCUGUUUUUAGCUUUUGGUUGUUUUUUUAUUACAGCUAAGGCUACUUAUUCAGCCAUUGCAAAGACAUACUCGUAUUUGACCCCUGACCUAUGGAAGGAGACAGUGUUCACCAAGGCCCCAUACCAGGAAUUCACAGACUACCUGAUGAAGAACCACUCCCGCACGGCUGUUCAGCGCCAAGAACAGAAGGUCUAUUAACAUUAGAUCAGAGGGCACAGUACUAUCCUCACCUUCUUUGGUGUUUUUAAAGAAUCGCAAUGUUCUUGAUGUUUAAAAAAUGCUGACAAAAAAAAACCUAGUGAAGAUAAAUGUUCAAAUGAAUCAUUUUUUUAUUCAAUAAAUGGUGUCCUUGUGAAAUAACCUCUAAA
Messenger RNA from Lymnaea stagnalis (great pond snail), 2353 nucleotides. The record is from the annotation of a GenBank genome assembly. NCBI's taxonomy places the organism in Eukaryota, Metazoa, Mollusca, Gastropoda, Lymnaeidae.